This is a messenger RNA of Spizellomyces punctatus DAOM BR117, 4003 nucleotides long. RefSeq lists its product as uncharacterized. Lineage: Eukaryota; Fungi; Chytridiomycota; Chytridiomycetes; Spizellomycetales; Spizellomycetaceae. Gene Ontology annotation, biological process: retrograde transport, endosome to Golgi; intracellular protein transport. Bases 705 to 3899 code for a protein of 1064 amino acids. The record is from RefSeq and is a predicted model, not a curated record. Gene Ontology annotation, molecular function: protein binding. Gene Ontology annotation, cellular component: Ric1-Rgp1 guanyl-nucleotide exchange factor complex; cytosol; Golgi membrane. The transcript is spliced from 32 exons.
AAUGGACAGUGCAACGAGAUCUCUCCAAUGUUCUUCGCAACCUCCGGCGCGAAGAUCCUUAGCAUUCCAUCUACCAGCUACGAUGAAAGUGCCAGUGAACCCAGUGAUCACCCUUCUCGCACCCAGUCACUAGUUUGCCUGAAAGCCUGCCAUGACACCGGGCUUUUCGCUGCUAUUUCCCGCGAUACAAUUUACUUGUGGUCCACUAGAGUAUGUUCUGCAAUAAGCACUAUUUAUCCUUGAAGGUCGAGCACGGGUGGCAAAAGAGCGCGUUUGCCACGGCGGAUAUUGGAUUCUACGACCCACUAUCUUUAUGAUACUUUGUUCGGCCCAUUGACAUAUCUUAUCUGCAGCCCGCCGUACUUCUCUCGCUGGUGAAACGCUCGGACGCUACGGUUCUAGAAGAUGGCGAGAAUGUGGACUUGAUUUGGAAGCCAGACGGGACGGCGCUUGUUGUCGUGGUACGCAUUUUUGAGAUUGAGCUUGUUGGUAGACGUGAACUUGGGACUUGCCUAGUAAUAUAUCAUCUGGAUUAUACUUGUUACAUUACAUGCGAACCUCAGACAAAUAAAGGAUUCUUGCAUUUCUACGACGUCCACGGUAUCAAUAGCAAAUUGUACGAGUUCCAGUUCUCUGUGCCACACCAUUAUCUCACCGGCCCGGGGGAGGGACGCGGAAUUCCAAGCAAAGCGCUACGCUUCAAAAUGGCAUUAGAUAUUGAUACCGGAGUUCAAUGUGGGAUAGGGUUGAAAAACGAGCUGAUCCUCUGUACUCAACGAUCGCCCUCCUUACUUUCUCUCUCGUGGAAUGGCGAAGUGAAUCUGGCGGGAACUGUUUCAUUACUGGACUUGGACUUCUAUGAAGAUGGAGGAGACGGUUUGGCGCAAAUAGUAGCCAAUGCAUCAAUGGAUCUCUUUGCAUGGGUAACAGUAACGGGCAACGCGUACUUGGCUCAGCGGGGAAAAGGUGUCCGCAACACACCUGGAAGUAAAGGUGUAAUGUCAACUUGGUCCGGCCUACGCUUCUACGGUGGAGAAGAAAAUGAUGCAAGGUCUACAUACGUUGCGAUCAACUCUCUGUUCCAUCUGGUUGCAGUUGGAACAACCACUGGUGAAGUGCAUGUCUUUUCUCUGACGGAAGACCGAUCCGAGCUACGCUUUUCCCAUAAAUGCACUGUAGAAUCGGCUGGAGGCGGUUACGGAUCAGUUCAAUUGGGUGCAGUGAGUGCAUUGCACUGGUCACGAGAUGGUUAUGCAUUAGCAGUUGGGUGGAUCAUUGGUGGCUUGUCAGUGUGGAGUACCUUUGGACACCUGUUGAUGUGCACGGUCUCAGAGGAUGUUCUUGCUCAGCAAGUAGAGGAUAGUAGUGAUGCAUCAAUGGAGCAGUAUUUCUCAGGCGUUAGAGAUCUGUUUUGGGGGAUCGGAAGCUAUGAGCUCCAUGUUCUUCCUGUUGAGAUCUUCAGCCAUGAUCCCAUCACAGAGAUAUCGGUCUUGCAGUUUGCAAAGUCUGCCCUCGCUUGUUCCAAUAUUCAGGACAACAGUCGAUGUAUAAUCCUUGUCCAGGAUGAUAAACUUCUGCUAUACGAGGGCAAUUACUGGGACUUUGAUGUUAUGAAUCUGGAUAUGCCGCAGUGGGACACAAUACAGAUACCGACAAUGUAUAUCACUCAAAAUUGGCCAAUUAAGCAUACAUCAAUCAACUCUACUGGACACUACGUGGCCAUCGCAGGAACCAAAGGUUUGGCACAUUACAGCGCGGUUUCCAAUCGAUGGAAGCUGUUUGGAAAUGAGCAGCAGGAGCAAAGUUUCACGGUCACCGGGGGAAUGCUCUGGUAUCGAGAUAUUCUCAUUGUAGCAUGUCAAGAUCUUGACACGCAGAAUCAUGAGCUGCGCUUCUUCUCCCGUGAAACCAACUUGUCCUCUACACUUGCACUCCACACUGAGCGGUUGCCGCGGUGCAUUGUAGCCAUGAACUGUCUAGAUGCGAAUUUGCUUAUAUAUGCUGCCGAUAAUGUGAUGCGAUUUUACUCAAUCACAACAGAAUCUGAACGUGUAAGGUUGGCCCUUCAACAGCAAAUAUCCCUGGAAGGAGUUAUAAUGAAUCCGUCCUCAGUCCAAAGCAUUUCGUGGUAUUCACCGGCUGGUGAAGGGACGGUUGAGGAUAUCAUACAUGCACCGGUGGUCAUUUUGAGCUGCGGAGAGCUCAGCAUUCUGCGCGAAUUGUGGGAUGGUGGAUGGGAAAUGAUUGGGCUCUCAGACAAGAUCGAGUUCUUCUGGGUGUCCAGGCAUCAAGAUCGCGUUGGUGACUUGGUGAAUUCCCUCUGGGCAUAUGAUGCCUCCGGUUUCAAGAUCUGGGUUAACCUAAAUCUCACGAGUGAUGAAACAUCCGCCCUGGUGCCGAAAGAAAACCUCACCGAAUCCCUACAACUCCAUGUGGACUUUUACCCCCUCACCAUAAUGAUGCACCGGGGAAUAAUAGCCGGUGUCAAUCAGCGCAUGACAGUAAGAACAGCGAUGAAUUGCACUCUAUACAGGCUUGACCUUAGGACGCAUCUAUUUUUGCACACAAUGAUCCGCUACAUGCUGAGCCAAGGGUCAGAAAAAGAGGCAAUCACAUUUGCGGACUAUUAUCGACACUUGGCGUAUUUUGAUCACGCGUUGGAGGUACUUUUGCAUCAAGUCUUGGAAAUUGAAGCCGAAACAUAUGCUGGCUUUUCUCCAGAUGCCAUUCUACCUCGCGUGAUUCGUUUCUUGGAGCAUUUUCCUGAUUACUUGGAUAUAAUUGUCCAGUGCGCACGGAAGACGGAAGUUGCACUAUGGGAGUAUUUUUUUUCGAUUGCAGGGGACCCUAAGGAACUAUUUAAGAAAUCUCUUGAGAACGGUUUUCUGAAAACGGCGACAUCUUAUUUAAUCAUAAUCCAAACUUUGGAACCCGCGACAGUCAGUGGGAAGCUGGCAGUGGACCUGUUAGAGCGAGCGUUUGAAUUAGAGGACUUUGAGACGGGCAAGGAGCUUGUGCGAUUUUUAACGUCCAUCGACGGAGCGGAAGGAGAGAUUUAUCGAGAUAUUAUUCGAUCAAAUAGCAAUUUUGCGGCUUUCGAUAACAGCCAGUCAAAGACUACCGAUCAAACGCAAAAAUCCAACGCCACAGAUGAAGCGAGAAUGAGCGACUCCUUCUAUCUGGAGAUCCUUAUUAGCAAGCACGCGCGGCAACUGUUGAGGAAGUAUCGACUGAGAGCCUUCGGUCGAUUUGCCGUAGCCCUAGAUUUCUCGAUGGAGGUAUGGUUGGAAAAGGAACGGAAUCGAGCUGCUUUGAUAGACGAUAUGCCAAUGGCUUUUGCUUCAAUACAUGAGCAAUUUCAAUGGCCUUGGCCAAAUGACAUGAAACAGAUUCAGGCAAUCGUCAAAGCCAGUUCCGAUCCGCAGACUACUAUUCGUCGGAAAACGUAUGCCUACGCGGAUGGCACAUUUGCACGAGCACUUGACGGGGGUGCUACUGAAGCCGGACGUUUACAGUCGCGGGACGACAGCGAUCCGGCUCUGAGCGCCUCAACACAGAUGCUGCGCAGGAGAGCUAAGACGACUUUCUCUCCCACGAAGAGCGGAAUGUCGGGCAUUCAUCCAGGUGGACUUUCAAAACCCGAAGUCUCUGAAAUUUGGGUAUUACUCCAAGCCACCCUGAAAUCCGGUUGUAGACAGUGGGCGAUUCUGCUCGCCAGCAUGCUCAUGGACUUGAACAUUUUACGUGAUCUUUUGAAGGACGAAGAAGGACGCACUCUACUUGGAACUUGGAGGGCUCUCAUGUUAGGCACCAAUUGCCGCGGUUAUCGUCAAUUGUUGAAAGCAAUGGAAGACAAUGUUGGCGAGGAGGAAACAGAGUCCCAAGCGGUCACUGAUUAGUUUACUGGGAAUUGAUAUAUUGGCCGUAGUUCAUCAAUGAUCGUUGUUAAAUAGUACACUAAUUAAUACUUGUCGGUCAUUGAUCGACUUGCUCAGAACUCAAA